Messenger RNA from Protopolystoma xenopodis, 264 nucleotides. The record is from the annotation of a GenBank genome assembly. NCBI's taxonomy places the organism in Eukaryota, Metazoa, Platyhelminthes, Monogenea, Polystomatidea, Polystomatidae.
AUGAGCCCGUUUCCGGGGCUUGAUGAAUCCGGGGCCUAUGGCCAUUCGUGUCAGACCUUCGCAACAAUUCGUCAGCGUACCACACCGGAGAAAUGGUCUGCCAAUCGUCUUGGUGAAAGUGACCGUCAUUCUGAAUUGGUGUUUCGGUCAUUUCGAAUAGUCGCUUUAGGGACCGGAGGCUGUGAUGGAUCCAAGUGGUCAGGAGCAGUGAGCGCGAAAAUCACUUCUUUUCCAGUCGCAUUUCAUCUCCUUGCUUCAGGAUAA